AGUGGUUAAUUUUUAGACUUAUUUUAAUCCUCACUAAUUUAAACACUAAGCAUGGAAAUAAUGGAAGGCGAAAUGUUGCCCGACACGACGGGCUUUCAGGUUCUCGAGACAACCAUACACACGGAGCAAGGCGCCAUAUUGCUUUUGGACGAGCACUUGGAGCGCAUGCGUCGGUCCUCAGAGACCCUGUCCAAGAAGUACAACCAUCGGUGCUUUGCGCUGACUGCGUCCAAGGCCGAGAUCCAGCAGAAGGUGCAGAGCCUUGUCAAGGGCUCUCCAAGCACAACCCACCGAGUGCGCUUACUCCUCAGCAACACUGGUGGUCUUGAGAUCCAAGUCACACCCGAGCCCGCCCCAGCCACCACCGCUGCAGCCACCUUGCCACUACUUGUGCUUGACUCGCAGCCCACCGACACUGACUCUGUAUUUAUUGCUUGCAAAACCACGCACCGCGAUAUUUACAAUCAGGCGGUACGCAGAUUGGCGCCUGAAUUGCAGCAGCGCGGGGCUCAGGUGCUGCUGUACAACAAGAGCGGCGAAAUCACGGAAACAAAUAUUGCCAAUAUUGCUGUGUCUGUAAUGGUGGGUGGAGAGAUGGUGUUGGUGACUCCCCGGCUGUCUUCGGGCCUGCUUGCAGGAACCAUGCGUGCCAAGAUGCUGAAUGAGGGUCGUGUUAUCGAGGGCGUCGUUACUGUGGAACAGUUCCAUGAAGCUGCACAAAACGGAUGGCCGGUGCUGUGCAUGAACUCUGUGCGUGGGGAAUUCAGUGUUAAAGUUGCAGUUUGAAAAUGUGCAAUAUAUCCAUUUAUAUUGAAAAAA
This is a messenger RNA of Kickxella alabastrina, 819 nucleotides long. Its product is annotated as aminotransferase. The record is from RefSeq and is a predicted model, not a curated record. Bases 52 to 786 code for a protein of 244 amino acids. Lineage: Eukaryota; Fungi; Kickxellomycota; Kickxellomycetes; Kickxellales; Kickxellaceae. Gene Ontology annotation, molecular function: catalytic activity. Gene Ontology annotation, biological process: carboxylic acid metabolic process. The transcript is spliced from 2 exons.